Molecule: messenger RNA, 2238 nt
Organism: Cutaneotrichosporon cavernicola
Lineage: Eukaryota; Fungi; Basidiomycota; Tremellomycetes; Trichosporonales; Trichosporonaceae
Gene: DPB11
Exons: 7
Coding region: 1-2238 (745 amino acids)
Biological process (GO): mitotic DNA replication checkpoint signaling; DNA replication initiation; mitotic G2 DNA damage checkpoint signaling
Source: RefSeq, a predicted model, not a curated record
AUGAACCGCCGCGGCCACAUGUCGAGCAAGGUCGUCGGUGUCAAGAUCCGACCCAAUACACGGCGACACAGCGCAUUGCCAUUAGAUGGGGAGGAGAUCGUGCAGCGCGCGUGGGACGAGACGCACGAGGAUGAGGGCGACGCUCCCCUCGACGGUACGGACCGCCCGUGGAGCAGCAUUACUAUCACGUUUACCGGCGUCGAGGACAAGGUCGGGCUCAGUGAGAUUGUGCGCAAGCUUGGGGGGAGCAUUGAGAGUGCUCUCACAGUCAGCACUACACAUGUUGUAGCGCCGGGCUUUGGUAGCCCCAAGUACCUCUACGCAAUAGAACACGCCCUACCCGUCCUGUCACCCAGCUGGAUCAACGAUGCGUACCAGCGCUGGCUCACAGGGGAGAAACUUGAUAGCGUCGAAGCACACCGAUUGCAGCCCUUCAUAGGACUCAAGAUUGCGAUUUCGGGCAUCGAUCAGCUGGACCGCCGCAAGAAGAUUAUACAGCUGAUCAAGGAUAACGGAGGGAUUUACAGCAAGGACCUGGACCGCUCAUGCACGCACCUGGUUAGCGCGCACAACGCUCUCGACAAGAGCAAACAGAGCGAGAAGAUCAAGUGGGCGCUCAAGGAGCAGGGUGACCGCGACGCGGGCAGGCGACGGGGCAGACGCUACGCCGAAGAGGACCAGGCCAUCGUCUACGAGGAGUGGCUAUGGGACUGCGUGGCGUACCGUGGUCGCUGGCUCGAGAAGGACUACGACGCGCGCAAACCGCGCGGGACGGGCAAGGUCACGGCCGAGGAGGUGCUUGAUGAAAGCGUGUACGAGCGGCUGCGGCCCGCGCCGCCACCGCCUAUCGACGAGGACCUCCCCCUGGUUGUCCGCAAGCGCAAACGCGGGAGCCGGGACAGCCUGGUCGGCGAGCUGUUAUCGGCAUCGAACAUACCUACGCCGGAGGUGCAGGCGCCGGAGACGGCCGACAUCCCUGUCGAUAUGAAUCCCGACGUCGUAAUGGAAGAGGCGCUGCCGAGCCGCGCGGGGGACGUCUUCGAGCGCAAAGAGUCGCGCUUGCAUGCGUCACGGACCGGCUCAUUCGCUGCCGCACCGUCACGGGCCGUCCCUCCAGUGCCAGCCAAGGUAUCGGAGAAGAAGCUGUUCGCGGGGUUACGCUUCAGCCACACCAUUGAGGCCGCCGAGGUGCUGGAGAAGGCGGUCCAGUCGAGAAGCGGGUCGUGGGUGUCGGAGGCUGACCGGUUGGAAGGCGCUCAGGUGGACUACGUGAUCAUCAGAUUGGGAACAUUUGCGCCUGAGCUUCCGACGAACGGGCCUCAACCGGCGGUUGUCACCGAGUGCUGGGUCGAAGCGUGCAUCUACGAGAAGGCGUUGUUACCGCCAGAACAGAACGUCAUCUUCCGACCACUCCCGUUCGCCACCCCGCUUGUCGGCGCGGACGCUAUCGUCGCGCAUGUUUCAGGCUUCCCAACCGACCAGGCAGUGUAUCUUCGGCGGAUGCUCAAGGCUGCAGGCGUCGAGGUCAGCAAAGUCUUGGCCAGGGGCAAGAUUACGCAUGUGGUCCUUGCCACUCCCGAAGGGAAGAAGUUUGAGUCAGCAAAGCAGUGGGGCCUGCCCAUUGUCAAUUCAUCAUGGGUGUGGGCGAUGGCCCAAGAGGGUCGCAUCGACGCUGUCGAGCAGCACGCGCUCGGCGCGGAAGGUGGGGGCAUGACGCGCGAGGUUAUGUCUCGCAAGAUUGCCGAACCGGGUUCGACGUCUAGUGAAGAACUAGUCUCAACGGCGGCGCACUUUGUGACACCACCGGGAUCGGGGAGACAAGCGCCGCUGUCCGCCGCAGAGAGGAUAAUGAACGAUGCAAUGCGGAGCCCAAGCCGAGGCCGCUCGAAUCCGCCCUCUCACGCGGCAUCGCCCGCAUCCAAGCCGAUCGCAACGCCAGUCGAUGACGACGUCACAGCGCAACUCCGCCGCCUGGCCGAGGGUGAGGUCGCGCCUCGCGCUGUACUGCCAACACGCCGUUCCCUACCAUCCCGGUCCACCAUCUCUGGCGGCUUCGGGCCCUCAACCUCUGCGUCGCCUGUUGCCGACCGAGGCCUCGAGGCGCACGCAGCCCCAAUGCAGAGAAUAGAGGACGAGUCGAUGCGUGUGACGUACGCGGACCCAGCUUCGGAGAAGGAGAAGCGCAAGCUUAUGGAUGCGGUACUACGAGGCGCGGAUGGCAAGCGGCGGCGGAUGUAG